GAGACCGCUUGAACCGUGUGAUUCAUUCCAAAGUGAGGGAAUGUGACAAGACUGACAACGCUGAGACUCACCAAAAUCGACGAUUAAAUGGAUUAAGACAGUAAAAAAAUGAAAUAUGUAUUUUGUAUUUGAAUAGCUGAACCGGUUUGAACAUGAAGUUGGUUAAUAAAGACAUCGAGAAGGAUAAUGCCGGUCAGGUGACGCUCAUACCUGAGGAGGCAGAGGACAUGUGGCAUACCUACAACCUGCUUCAGGUGGGAGACAGUCUCCGAGCCUCCACCAUCAGGAAGGUGCAGACGGAGUCGUCCACAGGCAGUGUGGGCAGUUCUCGAGUACGCACCACACUCACUGUAUGUGUGGAGACCAUCGACUUUGAUUCUCAGGCCUGUCAGCUGAGAGUGAAGGGAACCAACAUCCAGGAGAACCAGUAUGUGAAGAUGGGCGCCUAUCACACCAUUGAACUGGAGGUAAACAGGAAGUUCACACUUGCCAAAAAAUGCUGGGACAGUGUGGUGCUGGACAGAAUUGAACAAGCAUGUGAUCCCGCUCAGAAAGCAGAUGUGGCCGCUGUGGUGAUGCAGGAAGGUCUUGCCAACUUGGUGCUUGUGACCCCUGCCAUGACCUUGCUGAGGGCAAAAAUUGAGGUCACUAUUCCCCGCAAGAGGAAAGGCAGCUGCACCCAACAUGACAAGGCAUUAGAGCGCUUUUAUGAGGCUGUUAUGCAGGGGAUUCUCAGACACUUCAGUUUUGAUGUGGUGAAGUGUAUUCUGGUGGCCAGUCCAGGUUUCGUGAAAGAUCAGUUCAUCUCAUACAUGUUCAAAGAGGCAGUAAGACAAGAUUGUAAAAUCCUGCUGGAGAACAGACCCAAAUUCAUGCUGGUACACGCCUCAUCCGGACACAAGUACUCACUAAAAGAAGUUCUGUCUGAUCCAGCAGUCACAGCUCGAUUGUCUGACACAAAGGCAGCUGGAGAGGUGAAGGCUCUGGAAGACUUUUACAAAAUGCUUCAACAGGAGCCUGAUCGAGCUUACUAUGGGUUGGCUCAUGUGGAGAAAGCGAGUGAAGCUUUAGGCAUUGACAUCUUACUGAUCAGUGACAAACUAUUCAGGCAUCAGGACAUAGCCACUCGCAGCCGUUAUGUUCGGCUGGUGGACAACGUCAGAGACAAUGGAGGAAAUGUUAGAAUGUUCUCAAGUCUGCAUGUAUCUGGAGAGCAGUUGAAUCAGCUGAGCGGCGUGGCAGCAAUCCUGAGGUUCCCCAUUGCUGACGUGUCUGAGGCUGAGGACGACAGCAGCUCUGAUGAAGCCUAAAAUUAUCAUCAUCUCAUGGGUCUCAUGCUAAAGAGAUAUUGUUCGAAAGAUUGGAGACACGUCACAUUUAGGACUGCAUGGAGUUAAGACUCCAUAACUGCCUUAAUAAAGGAUCUGAAAGCAAUUGAAACAUGAAAAAAAAAAUUUAAUAUGUGUCUUAAGAGUAAUUAUUACGCAGGAAAGCACUAAAGAAUACUUAAAUGCCAAACAAUACUCUAAUAAUCCAUUAGCCACAAAACUAAAACAUUUUGUAUGUACACAGUACUUAAGAAACAUAGAAUUACACCCAUUCUGUGACAGUAGAGUUAAAGUAAUAAAUUCACAAAUUUCUUAAUAGUGAUAGAUGGAUUGAUGGUUUCUGAGCAAAAGAUGGUUUUGCAUCACUGUGUAGCAACUUCAGAUUGUAAUUUUUCCCACACUAUUUGUGCUACAAACACGAAUGUACCUCAAAUUAUGCAGCUUUUUAUGGAGAGGUGCGAUCUGACCUGAAUCAUAGAGAUUUAAGGGGGGCUCUUUUGACUUGCAAUCAAUCAACCCAGAACACCCUAGCAACGGCAUAGCAAGUAUGCUUAAACCACUCAGUAAAACUUUUUUUAGGUAAAAGUUAUUUACAUGCCAAGUCUGUGUAACCUGGAAGUACUGGAGUAGAUGGAUUUCCAGUAUCUUACCCUGAAGGAAGCAGCAGUGAUCUGUUGAGUAAUGUGAGAUUAGCUGAGCAUGUACUAGCAUUCAUGCCAAAUCAAAGGGAAUGGUGCCAGUGAUGCAUACCAAGUUUCGUCUUGGUAUGCCACACCGUUGGUAAAAUACAGCGUUUUAUGAAAUAAUUGAAAAUGGCGAACGUGCAAUAUGGCCGACAUAAAGACAUAGGAUAUCAUUCUCCCAAUAACUCCCAAUGGCUCAAUGAAUUUAUAGAGACCAGUUCCAAUAUUUAAGGUUAUAUUCAAAAGUUAUAAGCAAACAUAGCAUUUUUCCAUAUUUUUACCAGUAGGUGGUGCUGUCCCAAAGCAGCCCAGGUAUGCUCAGGUCAUUGAGAUGAUUCUAUAUACCAAGUUAUGUUUCAAUAUGCCAAAGUGUUGCAAAGAUACACAAAUUUACACUUAUAUUUCUGCUCAUAACUUUAUAAACAUGUGGUCAAAAACUAGAUAUUCUUUUCUCAGAUUCUGUGGCUCAUGCUGAAUACAUACCCUGGUUCCAAUUUCCACCCAACUAGACUUUCCUUCAAUGACAAUUUGCCACUCCUACAAAUUUAGUCAAAUCUUUCCCACAUUUGGCUCAGAUGAUCUUCAGAGCAAGACGCACAGAAUCUAUCAAUAAACGUUUUCAUUUUCAAACCAUUGUUGAGAAAUCAGCUUGCGUAUGUGGUGGCAAGGAGGCCAAACACAAAGUGAGGCUUUAGCUAGUCUACACUUUGGCAUAUUGUAUAUUUCAUUGGCACCAUGACCUGAGGGUAUCACACCAGUUUAGGGCCACUGCCACCUAUUGGGGAGAAAUGUGAAAAAGGUCUUUUGCUUAUACCUUUUGAAUUGUUUGGCCUAAAAUCAUGAACUUGGCCUCUUUCGCUUCCUUGGGUCAUACACAAUAUGAUGUCAAUUUCCAUGGCCAGCGAUGUUGUUCACUGGACAUUUUGUUAUAAAAUUCAAUGCUUUGGUGUAUCAAGACAAACCUUGAUGCAUAUCAUUAUCACCAUGACCUAAAAAUGUCUCAGCAGUUUGGAGACCGCACCAGCUAGUGUUUUCAAUGUUAUUAAUAAAUGCUUAUAACUUUAAAAAUCUUUGUCUACAAUCAUGAGUCUUCUUAGCAGUGGUGGGCCGUGCAUUUACAAUCUAGGUCUUCAGUGUGAUUCGUCCCAUUAAGAAAACACAGUUUCACAUUGAAUAACACCCUAUGACAUUGUGCUUCAUACAUUAUGUCACAGCUAACUAGUAAUACCAAUUGACAUUUUAAAAACACAUCCACACAUGAAAGCCAGAACUUGAAACGACACUUAGUGCUCAAGAAAGCCUAAUAUUAACUGCAGCAUGACUGUUUUGUGAAAUGAACGUCUCCAGAACAUAUGAUAAUUUUUCAUAAGAAUCUACCAAGGAGGUCUAUAAUACCUGGAAAAAUCUAUCUAAUAAUAUUUGUGAUUUAAAUGUUGCUUGCAAUAAAUUUAGUUUCUUCAGGGUACACGGUUAUGCUGCGUUCCAUUUAAAUUUGAUGUGGGAUAUUCCUACUCGAUAUCUCCAACCAUCAGUGGCGGAUCAGUGGGCAAGGGCAAAUUCUAUAGAAAUUUUGAAGGCCUGACGGGGUGGAGCUCAGACUCACAUGCUGCUUCAGGCAAGUGAUUUGUGAAACAGUUGUCACACUUUGAUAAAAAAAAAAUUAUUCUUUUAUUUGUAGAUUAAUUAAGAGUGUAACGUGAUUGAGAAUAAAAGGAUGAAAAAUAUUUAUUAAUUUGGCAUGUUACGCUAGCAGAGAAGGCUUUGCUGUCCUUGAGAAAUUGCCACUGCUCCUUAGAUUUGGUAUGACUGAAAUAAUGCUUCUGAAAUCACAUUUUUGGGCAUUAUUUGACUGCUCAGUCUUUUUUUCAGAACUAGGGAGCAAUAUUGGUACUUGCAGCAAUAUUGUCAUUAUUGCCUUUGACUUCAUUGUGUCAUGUUCUUGUUACUUUAUGUUCAUUAAAAAAAAAUAUAUAUAUAUUUGGUGUUUUAACAGCUUUUAAAAGACUUUCAAGCUCAGCUUGUUUAAUUGAAGUAUUUGUAUAGUACUGUCCCAUUU
Messenger RNA from Xyrauchen texanus (razorback sucker), 4067 nucleotides. RefSeq names its product pelota mRNA surveillance and ribosome rescue factor (gene pelo). NCBI's taxonomy places the organism in Eukaryota, Metazoa, Chordata, Actinopteri, Cypriniformes, Catostomidae. Gene Ontology annotation, cellular component: cytoplasm. The transcript is spliced from 13 exons. The record is from RefSeq and is a predicted model, not a curated record. Bases 153 to 1310 code for a protein of 385 amino acids. Gene Ontology annotation, biological process: RNA surveillance; nuclear-transcribed mRNA catabolic process, non-stop decay; ribosome disassembly.